AUGGAAUAUGAUCCAAGAAAAAAUGGACCGAAGCUUGAAGAUCCAGUGGUGAAUAUGAUCAAACUAGAUAUUUAUAUGGAAGCUCAGUGUCCUGAUACAUCUCGAUUUUUUCGCCAACAACUUAAAAAAGCAUGGGACAUUUUGGGAAAUCUGAAUAGGAUCGAGUUAAAUGUGAUUCCGUUCGGGAAAGCAAGAUGCACUGAAAAGGGGAAUGACUUCGAAUGUCAGUGUCAACAUGGCCCGACAGAGUGUGAAAUCAAUCAAUUAAUGAACUGUGUCAUUGAUCGUUUCGGGUUUCCUCACAGAUAUCUGCCAGCUGUUUUGUGUAUGCAAGGAAAAUACUCACUGGAUGAGGCAAUGACGUGUGUCACUCAGAAUUUCCCAGCAGAAUACAACAGAAUGCGAGAAUGUGCUGGAGGGCAACGUGGUCGACGCCUUCUGGCUCUAUCAGGUCAAAAAACGGCGUCUAUCACUCCAGCAAUUGAUUUUAUUCCAUGGAUCGUUAUCAACGGAGCUCGUAACUCAGAUGCUCUCUAUGAUUUAACACAAAAUGCAUGUGAAGCAAUGCAACCAAUGCCUUCAGCAUGUAAAGAAUAUUUACGAUCAUUACAAUAA
Caenorhabditis remanei is the source of this 615-nucleotide messenger RNA. RefSeq lists its product as uncharacterized. The transcript is spliced from 4 exons. The record is from RefSeq and is a predicted model, not a curated record. Gene Ontology annotation, molecular function: oxidoreductase activity, acting on a sulfur group of donors, disulfide as acceptor. Bases 1 to 615 code for a protein of 204 amino acids. NCBI's taxonomy places the organism in Eukaryota, Metazoa, Nematoda, Chromadorea, Rhabditida, Rhabditidae.